AGACAAGAAUUCGGGUCUGACGGAUCAUGAUCGAUCAGGCCAUUAAAUGGAAAGCGCCCCAAAUUCGUGGGCAUAAUUGGAUUUGAAACAAUCGGCUUUGCCUAUAUCUAUUAUAUACAAACAUAACAUGUACUGUUUAAUAAACGAGUAGGAGUGUUUUAUUAUCACAUAUAAAACACGACGCGUAGCGGAGUGUUUUAUAUGUGAUAAAACACGACUACAAGUGCUUUAAAUAUAGCUUCAAAAACGACUCAUCUUAUACGAGUUCAUUGGCGAAGUAAUUUUUAAAAUAAAGUUUGUCUAAACCGAGAAAAUCAAAGAUAAAGUUUAUGUAAAUUAACGUGAUUUUUUAUCACAUAUAAAACCACGACACGCUUAUGAUUUUUCUGUGUUUUGCUCCUGAAUUAUUAAUGAGUUUUUGAAGUACUGAUAAAGAUAUUGGGUAUAUCACUUUAAUAGAAUAAUAAACCUUUGUGUGGAACUAUAUUGCAAGAACCCUCAUGUUUUGGACCCUCUCAGAAAAGUGUUGAUCUUACCAAGCAAUCGCACAAUAAGGUAACCUAUAUCAUGCACAACCUUUUUUUAAGAUUUAGUUAUUAAAACCACCGUCUGCAUUAUUAAGGAUUUAUAUUAUUAAUUAUUAGAAGUGUAAUACAUGUGACAAUUAUCUACCAUGCCUCUUUAUCUAGCAGUGCCAAUGGCGGACACUAACUAACUAGCUGCGUAACAAAUUGCAUGUAACUAUAAUUUUUAACCAUGCAUAGAAACGUUGGUAUAGGCAAAAAUUAAACUAUAUAUUCAAAGCAAAAAAAGUUUGAAGUACUAUGUAUAAGACUUUCAGUAAUAGAAUUUGAUAUUUUGCAUGGCAGCCUAAAUUCGCCCCAUCAUUGCCUCUAUAUUCCGAAUAUUUGGCUUUCAGUUCAUUUUUUGCAUAUUCGUAUAUUAUGUAUUAAUGUUAAUAUUUUCUUGUAAUAGGUUCUAUAAAAACAAAGUCAAACAAAAACCUGGAUGGGACUGGAAUAUGUUGCUUUGGUGUCUAGACGAAGCUAAAAAGAACAAUUUACAGGAGCAAGAUUAUUGGAGUGGUUUGAUCUUAGAUGAAAUGAAAAUCCAGGUAAGAUUUAAAACACGAAAAUUGAGAAUACAUAUUAUAUCUAGUCCGAGGCAAAUUCCGCCGCCGCGAGGAGUGUAAGUAUAAAUUUUCCCAAAAAUGGUUGUAUUGUUAUUUAGAAACGUUAUUCCCACAUUGUUAUCCCGUUUCAAAAGCCCCUCUCUUUGUACGAAUAGCAAAGGCACAAGUCGAGCAUCGCCAUCGUAAGCGCAAGAAUUAUAUAUAGAGUAUCUGAAAUGCCAUUUCCUAGUCUUUGGGGGAAGAUUUGACACGGAUUUCUGAUGGCCAGAAAACAACAUAACAUAACAUAUCAAAAUUGAUUUUCUCGUGUAUUUAUUGACUUGCCGACAUUUCGUGUGUAUGUGUGUGUGUGUGUGUGUGUGUUUGUGUGUGUUUGUGUGUGUGUGUGGGGGGGGGGGGUGUCACAGCCCCGCACAUUCCCCAGUCGUGACGGUCCUGACAACUGACAUUGAAAGUGAAAUGUUGAAUAUUGCUAUUUUCUGGACCAGGAAAACAUUGAAAUGGUUGUAAAAGAUGGUAAGCAUACAUUGGUUGGGAUCGCAGACCUUGGAGAAAUUCACGAUAACAUGACCAAAAUUUCAGGUUAGCUUUUUAAUAUAGUUGGGGAUGUUUUCGCUCUUUACUUUGAUUUCAUUUAAAAUGAAUACAAUACCCAUGCAUGUGAAAUGCAUUCAUGCGACUCAUAUUUGCAAAUGCAAUUCGAUUGGGUUCUCCAUAAAUUGUAAUUGAAACCUGAAGAGUAUAGCGAGCAAACACACGUCUGAUAUUUCCUCGUGAACGAACGGACUCUAAUUCUAACUAAUAAAUUUAUUUAUGAGAUUUAUAAGCACACAUUUUGUCUAGGUAAAGAUGGUGAAGUACCUAAAUUGGCCUCUCAUGUCCUGCAGUUUAUUUUUCUUGGAGACAAUGGAUUUAGAUUUCCAGUAGCCCAAUUUCCAUCUGGUGGAUGUACCGCAAGUUCUCUCUUUCACAUCUUCUGGGAUGGAGUUCGAAUGAUGGGGGAAAUAGGAUUUCAGUGAGUGGUUAUAAUUUAUUCUGUCAGUUAAAUAUUGAAUAAAAAGUUAAGUUUUUCCUCCAACAAAAUUUUAGCUUUGAUAUUUGUUUCUUUUCCUGACCAUAGUAUCUACUGGUGUAUUCUUGAUGGUGCUGAUAUCAACCGGCAAUUUAUUAAAAUUCAUUUCAAAAGUGAAGAAGAAGCUGCUACCAAUCACUUUAUUGCACAUAACAUAUAUACCGGCUGCCCAAUGGUCUUUAUUAUGGAUCCCAAGGUUUGAACUAAAUUUAUAUAGCUUGUUAUCACAGACUUCGUCGGCAUGCAACUGAUCUCAAUUGGGCCGGGUUACUUGUGUAAGGUAAUAAUUCGCACAGUAACCCUCAUUGAGAUGCAUGAAGACAAUCAGUCAAAUUCAACUUAUUAUUCUUGUAUUUGGCAGAAUGUAUCAUGCACGCAGUCAAACAUAAGAAACUCCAAAAAGAAGCAAACAUUUUUUAAAUAUUUUCACUUCUAUACUUUGUAGCACAAUUUCAAAAAGAUCCGUAACAACAUUCUUAAAAGUUCUUUGGCGACUACAACACCAAGAUGUUUAACCGUAAAUGGAAAACGCAUAUUGUGGAAUCAAUUUGUGGAUGCAUACAAUUACGACCAACGCGAGUUUUCGUUGUCAUUCCACGAGAAACUCACAGAAGAACACUUCAACCUAGACGCAUCUUCAAAAAUGAGAAAUCAUUUAGCUGAAGAUGUUCUGGACAAGAGAAUGUUUUCUCUGAUGAAGGUAAAAUAAGUUGCAUUGUCAUAUAGUAUGUCAUAUAGUAAUUCAAAAAGUUGAUUAUUUAUAUAUUAUGUACUUUUUUACUUUUUAAUAUAAUAAAUCUUUACUCUAUACAGGCGUACAAGAAAUAUCUUGACAACAAAGGUCAAGAUGGAAGUUCUCUUGAUUCUACAAUCAAUCUUUUGAUGCAUACUGCUAAUGCGAUCAGUUUAUUUCAAGAUAAACUUGUAAUCACAAGUGCAAGUGACAAACGAAUAAAGGAGCUCAAGCAACUGUUGACGUUUAUGCAAUCAUGGAAAGAUAAUUUGGCACUUUCAGAUAAAGGAUCAAUACAAUCAAACGAGUUUAUUUCAUAUAAAUUAUGGUUUGACAUCCAGUCGAUGAUAUUGGGUUUUGAUUCUUUAGUAAAAAUCAAACUCGAAGCGUAUCCACACUCAGUUAUAAAGCCAGCUAUAGUCAACCAAGAUGCUGUAGAGAACCAUUUUUGUCAAGUGAGAGCAUGUAAUGGACAAAACAAUAACCCUACUUGGCGCUUACAAGAGUCAGCACAAAAUUCAAUUCGGUAUGGGCAAACAACGAUUAGUCGAAAAAGUAAUGCUGGAUCUAGUCGUUAGAAAUGUACACGUGCCAUAGAUACAGUCUUAUAUAAUUAAUUAUAUAACUAAUUAUAUAAUAGUAUUUUAUUCAACAACACUCAUUCAUGCUCAGGUAAUUAAGACAUGGCGAUAAAUAUUGUUCCCCAGCGAACUACGCCAAGAUGGAACGCUUGGAACGGUAUUUUUGUACAUAUACGAGCCACGCGAAUCAGAAGGGUAGGUGGGGUGGGCCUUUUUCCCAAACUGUUCACUUAAGAGGGAACUAAGCAAAAGUGACCAAACCAACAGAUCCGUUCAAUUUAUACUAUUCCUUCAUAUGUAUGCAGGGCCGCCGAGAGGGGGGCAGGGGGGGACUUGCACCGGGCCCCGAGGUGCUGGGGUCCCCUGAAAAUUUUUUGUUGGGCCCCAGUCUUUUUUGUGUAUUAAACAUUUCCGCGCAAAGGACAAGAUAUCUGUUUUUUGGGCUAAGUACCGAAAUUUGGCAUGAAAAAUUGAGAUAAAGUCCCUGGAAAGUAAUUGCAACGUACUCGUCCGGAAAAUUUUUUUUACCUAAAAAGUUGUCGUGUUUCCCCUGAUUAAUCUUAUAUAACUUUUGCAUAUCAUUACGAGUGUUGUGAAUAGUGCAAGAGUGGCUUUUAUAUAAUAUAGUCUGUAUAUAUAUGUAUAUAUCAAUUUCUGUUAAAAUAUCCAAUUUUUAAUGCUACAAAUUUACUUUAUUGGCUAUUCACUAUAUAUAUAUUGUGUUACUAUUUGGUCAAUCCUUAAUUCAGGCUUUAAAAUAGAUUUGACUAAGCUUGAGACUUUAAAAUAUACUUGAUACCAAUAAUCCAAUAUGACGAAAGUGAAAGUAUUCGAUGCAUUAAAAAUAUAUAAUGUUUUAACUGGAAUUAAGUUGAACUGUUAACAAAAUUAUUUAAUGUCAAUUAAUUCUAUCUGGACCUCGUAGACAUAAUACUAACACCAUGCAUGUAUUAAAUAAUUCAAUUAAACAUUACACAUUGUCUAAAAAUCUUCGAUUUGGAAUUUGUGCAUGCGAUUGGAUCUCAGGAAUUAGUUUUUUAACCAUGUUCACCUUCGUUGUUUUUGAAUUAAUUGAGCCAACACCAUAAGCACGGCACAACACUAGCAAUUCUUUCUUGUUAUAGGCUUUUACAAACGCGGGUUCAUCAUAUUUUCGUACGAAAUCUUGGAGCUGUUGGUGCGACUUUCUCUUUUCAGGACUAUCAUCUUCCUUUAUAUGUGAAAAGGGGAUAGAUGCCCUCUUCUCUUCCAAAGCUUUUUUCUUCUGCAGCACUUUUUUUCUGUGUUCUGUCGUUUUCUCUAUUCUUUUCGAGCAUAAAUUAAAAAUUAUACGCUAUAAAACACUUUUAAGAGCGAAGUCUAGUAUAGUACAACGAUAUCCAUGGAAACAAAUCAUAUUCAUAUACCAUUUAACAAUUAGUCACCGAAGGCGAGGUGAUUACAAGCCUGCAUAUAUUCACUGCGCCAAAGGCGAAGUGAAUAUAUAUAACCUUGUAAUAACCGAGCCUGAGGCAACUAAUUGUUUUAAUAUAAUUCCAGUAUUGAAAAAGUUUUAUUUAUAAAUACAACUAAUACACGUGUUUAUUUUAUUAAUGUUGUUUGCAUAAAUAAUUUACUUCCAUCUGAUUUUCAUCAUUUUUUUUAAAGGAAUAGUUACUGCUCAGAGCGGUAUGAGCAGUGACUAUUGUCUCAGGUCAGAGUUACUGCUGAGGGAGUGAAUCAGAAUGCUCAAAGGCCAUUUUUUCAAUACUGAAAUUAUAAUAAAUAUAAGCUACAUAUUUGUAUAUUAUUACUUGUGCGCUCUGAUGAAAUCUCUGAAGUACUGGCCAGCACCCAUUCUAACAUAUUUCUCUAUCACCAUCGUCAUAAUCUUGAUGAUGAUAUUCUUAAAAAAAAAUGAAAAUACGUAUGAUACUAAUUACUAGUGAUAUACUAUUCUCAAAUAUGCUUUUGCCUUUUCAAUACAUAUUUCGAAACGUAGAUACACGGCAAAUUUUUAUGUAUGAAAAUGGAUAAGAUCGUUUUGACUGUAAAAACUGUAACAAUAAAUAUAGUUUAAGGCGACCAACGGACCACAUGCAACAUUUCACGAAAUAUUGAGAAGGGGGUAUGUUUUAUUCAUUUACUUAUAUACAGGGGCGAUAUAAACCUUUUUUAUGUAAGAAACAUUUUAGGGGGUAUUUCCCCCCAGUUUGGAUAUCUUCAAAAUAUGCAUUUUCGGGGUGAGAUUUUGCAGCAUUAGCUUUUUUGUAAUGCGUCAAUUAAAAUUUAGAUACCCACCUUUUUUUCCUCAAUUGUUUUUAAUGAAAAACAUGAUAUCCACUUCUCUUGCAAUACUUCACAGUCAGACAGUGUUGUAAUUGCCUGAUCGAUAAGGUUCGCUUUCAGUUCUUUCAAUUUGGUAUCGUUGAUGUUCUGAACUCUUGAAACUUCAAGUUCUAUGAUAAACUCGUAUGCUUGGUCUUUGAUAUGGGACAAUCCGCGAUUUCUAUACUGCCUAUCUUCAGUUACUUCUAAUGUUUCAGAAUAGGACGUUGUUUCCUUUAGUUUCGCGUAAUCAGCAAUUAAAUUGUCCUCUAUCAAACAGCACAUUUCUAAACGAUCAUUGACAGACUUAAGUGUACUUGGCACUACGGUGCCCAAGUUGUCUUUGACAUACUUUCUCUGGUUUGAGAGCACUUUCUUGAUGGCCCAAGCACCAACGUGACGAAUUUUUGCAAGACCUUCGGAUGACAUAUUUCUUACAUCUAUUGGAACCAUCUGCGGGACAUGUUGUUGUUUAAAUCUUGCUGCAGCCUGAACAAACGCAUUAUACACCUUUUGUGUAAGUUCAGCUCCAAUAGCACUUUGCCCUUGCGUUAAUGAUUCCGUGCCAAAAAUCAGUUGCAGAUUUCUCAGAUACUCGCUCGAUCUUGUUAUGAGAAGAUACAACAUUCGCGACUUCUCAUACCAUUGCCUUGAUGAAAUAUCCAUAUUUUCGGGUGAAUUUGAAGAUUCUUUUGUUACAAUUUGAAAACAUUGAGACCAUAGAACACUGCCAAACAGCUCAACCUGAUCAUUAUCUUGUAAAAGGCCAUCAAUUGUUUCGUUCUUGCUCUUUGCCGAUCCAGUAGAUCUCUCAGCAACUGGCAGUGGGACUUUCAUCUCUUUAAGGAUUUUCUUGAUAUCAAAGAACUCCGGCGGGGUUGAGAGCACAUGACCACCUUCCGACAUCAGUGACAUAGCUAUAUCUUCCAGAUCUAAGUCAUCUUCUGUGUCUUCCAUCAGGUCAAAAUUUUCUUCUUGGUCAGGCUCUUCUUUUCGUUCAAAGUAUCCAUUUACAAGCUUCUGAGUUACAUCAUCCAUUUCUUGAUUUUCUUCGUCAUCUGCUCCUGCUUCAUCAACUUCUUGUAAUCGUUCAUUUAUAACAAGUUCGUUCUCGGUCAGUUCACUUUGGACACAACAGUUGUCAGCCGAAGUAUCCAUGGGUUUGUGUGAAGCACACACAUCCAAACAAUCUUGUGAUGGUUUCAGCAACUGAUCGGGUGAAAAAUGUAAGACUUGCAAAUGUUGUGACGUCUUAACUCGUGAACAUGCAACGUAAAUAAGGCCAGGAGUGAACUCUUUCGAACAGUGCACAACUGCAGCUGAUAUAGUUGAACUCUGCGACUUAUGACAAGUUAUACCAUACGCUAGAGUGACUGGAAAUUGGCGUCGAGAAGCAACCACUGCUCCGGAUCGUGAUUUCUUCUCCCAGGUUUCUCUUUUCAAGGACACCCUACCAACUAGGUCGAAAUCAACAGCGAGAUUAUCUCCGUCAGUUCCAACAAACACGCCAGUUAUUCCGUUCCUUAAUGCUUCUGACACAUUCCACAGUAACAUGACUCGACAGCCCAGCUUGAGUAGAAGAGUUUUAUCGGCUUGAUAAUCCAAAUUGGCUGCAUAUCGUGAAUGAUGACAAGUGUCAAUGGCAUCAAAUUUAAAAAGAUUUUUCUCGGGCAGAGAAAAAAGCAUGUUCCUAUUGUGAACUUGCAUCUGGAGCCUUCUAAAGAAAAUGUGAACCGCAUCUUUGCUAAUGGAAGUUGGUAGUUCUCUUGACAAGCUAUGGAGGAAAUUCGUUGAUUCUUCACCGCACUGCCCAAUUCGUAACUCGUGUAAGCAUAGAAGAAAGUCCGUUUCUGUCUUUUCCUGACGCCAAAUUGUUUCCAAUUCAACUCGAUGCAAAAGAGCUUUCGAAAAAACUGGGGAAUAAAAUGCAAAUGCACCUGGAUCGAACAUGUUAUGGACGGGUGGAAGUUGAAGAAAAUCGCCUGUUAUGAUUAAUUGUUUUCCACCCAUCGGUUUCAUUGCAUCACAUUCUUUCGAUAGUUUAUGGUGAAUCAUGUUGGCUAUUUCAAAAACUCGUCUGCUGACCAUCCCAAUUUCAUCCCAUAUCAUACAAUCAUGUGACUGCACUCGUUCACGUACCAAAUUAUUUGAAAGAGAUCGAUCUACGACAGCUGGCCAUGGUAAAUCGGCAAUACCCAAACCAUAAAAUGAAUGCACCGUGCGAACUGCUGAGUUUGUAAUGUUAUUGUACACCUUGCAUGCAAUGCCAGUUGGGCAUACUAUUGCUACUUUCUUCCCGCCUAACGUGAGCUUUUUAUAGAUUUCUUUAGCGAGAUACGAUUUGCCAGUACCACCUUGUCCUGUUAUAAAAACAUUGUGCCCGUUUACUGCUGCGUUCAAAAUAUUAGAUUGCUCAUCCGAGAGAGAUAACAUUUCGUGUUUUACAUUGUUUAUACGGCUUAUGGUUGGACUGAAACUUUAAUUAAAGGCUAUUGAAUUCACCGUUAAAAACAUACAUGCUUUGCUAUAUAUUAUUGUCAUAUUAACUUUAUUUAAAAAUAGAUCUAAUGUAUUUAUAGUUAAUAAACGAGAGGCCGGGGGCUAUUCUUGCUUUUAAUGUCUUUAAUGUCUUGUUUGCCGUUCGAAGAAUAAUAUUCAAUAAAUUAUGUCACAAUUAUAGCCAUUAUUUUAUACACCAAGAAAAUUAUUACGGUAAAAGUAUGUUUACUGUAUUUCAAAAUCUGUUUUGUCCACGGAAUAUUUAUCCCACUAACAUGCAUAUUUUACCGUACAAAAAAUAACAAAAGAAUUGUUGUCAAACAGCAUCUUGUUAAUAAUAUAUGUCAAAUUUAUAAAGUACUAAUAGGCCUACACAUGAUAAUGUGCAAUAAGACAAACGUAUAAUCGGUACAAAUAUCAGCAACACAGAAACAUAUGACUAUUAAAUAAUUGAUAAGUGACUAAGACUGAGCAGUUUCACUGUUCGAUUUGAUGUUCAUAAUUAUAUGAACAAGGCCGUUCUUUCAAUGUCCUUUUAACGUUUAUAUGUGAACCACAAUGAAAAACUGUUCAGUGACCAUAAUUUUACGCUGAAACAUCAUAUCAAAUAGGGUAAACUAUCCAUAUUUACUAACGAAACUUCUUAAUUUUUAAAGAAAUAAAUUUGCAUGGUUUUCCCGCGACAACACGUUUGUUUUGAUCCAAAUCCUUACUGUCCCCCCUCCCAGUGGAGAGAAAUUUGAAAUUUUUGUUGAUAUUCGUUAUCCAAUCAGGUUUGAGUGUAUUUUGAGUUGUUCAACGACUUCCGCUUUUUGCACAGCAAACCGGGCACGCGGAUAUAUUUUGGCCGAAUUUUGUUAUUCCCUCACGGAUUUCAGAGCGAAUUUAAGCUAUUUGAUUAAAGCAUCGUUGUUUUGAGAGUUAUACGGUGUCAUUCUUGCAGGGGAUGUCGAUUAAUCGUGAAAGAAAUGCAUUAAAGGCGAAAAAUCGAGGAUAGUUUCGGGUGACAUAUGCCAAGUCUGGGCUAUUUUGGUCUCAAUGUCUCCGUCCUUCCCUCGUUAUAAGGAAGGCACAGGCGGGCGCGGGCAAAUCGAGCCUGGGCCUCCUGUGGUAUUAUAGGAGGACCAAUCACCGAAUUUUUAUUUGAGUUGACCUUUCAUCGAAAUAAAAACCCACGCCACAGCCCACGCGGUGUUGUAAAUCAUACCGACAAAGUGACAAACAGAUUGCGAAUUGGCGGGAAUUGAACGUUCUCUGUCGGCUGUCGCAUAUAGAUAUGUGUUUUAAAGUAAUGAGUUCGUGUUCGUUUUAAGUUAUAUUUUACUAUUAUUAAAUCACUAUACAUAUUAAUGAUCAGAAAUUAAGCUACAUAAACAAUGACAUAAUAUGUUAUGUUUCGAAAGUAGUAUACUAAUUCGGCGGAACAUUAAGUGAUAUAUCUACAAUCGCCAGAUAAAUUAUAUCAUUAUAUAUAACAUAUAGGGAUAAACUACCCCUUUUUUUUACGUUUCUCAAGUCAACUUAAAAUUUCAUAAUCUAUUUUUAGCAUGAACGGGUUGGAACAUCAUCCCCCUCCCAUGCCCACUGUUAACGAAUCUGCACGUGCAUGUGAAAACCCUUAUCACGAUUCUACUUGUUUUUUGUUUAAUAAUAUCUGGCAUUUCUAAGUUAAAAUACUUGUUUACCGUUUAGAGUAAAACUAAACCGCAAGAAACUGCCAGCAAACCAAGCUGCAAAGAAUUAUUUGACGAUGAUGGGUAAAUUCUUAUUUAUUUGCAACACCGAUAGCUGUUUCAGAUUAAAUUUCAGGUUCAGAUUUGACUUCCACUAUCACAACCGACUACCAUUGACUAAUCAGUAUACGCUUAAUCUACGCGAUUAACCAAUCAUAUACGUAGUGAGCCAGUGAAGAGUAGGGGUAUAGCGGUGCAGGAAGUUAAUUCUGAACCUCUCUGAAAAAGAUCUCGAGAGUAGUGAAAGAAAUAUAACAAAACAAACAUUAUUUUUCAGCUCUUUACAAAAUGGCAUCUACCAACUACAAUCCAAGGUUUCCACAGAAAAAUAUCCAGUCUAUUGUCACAUGACUGAGAUUCCCAGAUGUGGGACAGGAGGCUGGACACUAGUGAUGAAAACAAACGGUGAUUCGGUAAGACAAAAAAUGUUUUGGUUUGUCGUUGUAGAAAAUAUCUGAGCGACCUAGCUCCCACGUCUUUAAAAGAUCAUGUUUUUACAGUUGUUUAUGCAAUGAGAAGUACGGAGUUGCCACGAAAUGGUCUCCCUUGAUUUGCUAAAAUCUUUUUUGUCAAUGAAAGAGCUGUAACAUUAUUUUAAACAAGAUAAAACUACAAUAACUGAAACAGUUAUUUUGGUCUGCAUCUCUCGAAAGACUGCUACCAAGAAUAUUUACUUCCGGCCUUGUACAAAACCACGAUCAAAUGUGUACUCGAAAGACUGGAAAGAGUAUUGUCUCAGUGAAGCUGACCGUCUACCGUGGUAUUGUCUUGUGCACAGUAAACUCUGUAAACUCAGAAAUGGCAGUAAUUUGACAAUUAACCUGCUCUUCAACCGAAGAAGAUAUUCGACUGCUCCGAUUUUUUGUUGCAUGCCAUAUAUGGCAUGCAACUAUCAUAUAGCUUAAAAUUCGCGUCCGUUGUCGGUGGUGGUCGAAACAAAUCAUGUGGAACGUGAGGUAAUACGACAAAUACCGAGUUAUACCGACGAGCAUUUACGAGCAUAAUAAGCAUAUUUGCAAAGAAAAUGUUGAUUGUUCGCCGAAAAUUUACAUAAUCGAGCGCCUUAGUCUUAGAAGAAUAGAUCGAGGUAGGCAAAGCUUUGCUGUUUUUAAUUUAUCUUAUAUUCUGUUAUGUGUUGUUAUUUUCGAGCCGUUGACCGCGUUGUGCUCGCACUGAUUACUUAUCAGGCGUUUAUUUAUCAGGAGGUUUACAGUAUUAUUUCACGUGAAAGGCCACGCUAUCAAAAUACUCAAUUUUAUACUCAAACUGAAACGGAGCCAUUGUGCUCGCACGGAUUAUAUUGCGUACAAAACCGGCUUCAAAAUAGAACUACAGUACAUUUUGUAAAUAACAUGAAAUAUAAACAUCAAACAAAUUUCUCAUUUAGAAUACAAUUGAAAUUUAAUACAACGAAAUAGCAAUCUACUAAUUUUAAUCAUAGUUUAAGUACUGUUUAAUAAACGAGCAGGAGUGUUUUAUUAGGUUUAAAGACACGAGCGCGCAGCGCGAGUGGCUUUAGACCUAAUAAAACACGACCUGCGAGUUUAUUACACGGCUUCAAACACGACUAUACAAAUUAAAUAGAUAUACCGCCUUAUUAGUAUUCUUUAUAUAAAAAAUACUAAUGAGGACACGACAACAAUAGAUACUGCCUUAUUAGUAUUCUUUAUAUAAAGAAUACUAAUUAGGAGUGUUUUAUCAGGUUUAAAGCCACUGCACGUGACAUGUUAUAGUUUACAUGAUUUGCCAAUAAGCUUAUGAAUUAUUAAUGAGUGUUUGAAUAAUUAUUUUCAAUCUAUUAUAGUAAUUCACCUUUUCACUUGGUUUUAUAUCUUCGAAAAGUUACAAUAAAGCUAAAUUUGUAGGAAAUAACAUUUAGUUAUAAAUUUGUAAAGGAAAUCUUACAGUCGAUUGAACCUUGACCUUGUUAUUGCCGUCGUUUGCAACUAAAGAAUGAACAGUCGCUCAUAAAAACAUUGCCUAUUCGCGUGUGAAUCUUAAGUUUUCUUAUUUUGACAUAAUAGUUAUUUUUCAAUAAAUAUAUUGAUAUUAAACUUAUUGAAUCAAUGUCUUAAGUUUCAGGCCAGUUGUAUCAAAAAGUUAUAAGCGCGCUAGCACAUCAUAACGUUUCAGAUGGCAUGCAACAUGUACGCAGUGCGUACCUAUUUUUUAUUUGGAUCAUUAAAUCAGAGAUUGCUUGAUAGUCAAACUUGAUGUUUUCUCAUUCCGUCUUCGCUCUUCGUAAACUUAACCCGUUUUCUAUUUCUUAAUUACACAGAAUACAUUUACAUAUGAUUCACCUUUCUGGAUAAACAAGGAAAGUUAUGCAGUUGAAGAAGGACUUGAAGGACUAACAGAGAAAGAAAGUAAACUAUCCUCUUAUUGGAACACUCCUUUCAAGAAAAUAUGUCUUGGUAUGACCGUUAAUGGUGACACAAAAUGGAUGCUGUUAGAUUACGAAGCAAGUUCGCUGUACAGUUUGAUCGCAGACGCCCGAUAUCGAAAAACAACCGCUGGACGACCUGCAUGGAAGUCUCUGAUCGCAAGCUCGUCUUUGCAACCAUACUGCAAUGAAGAAGGUUUCAGCAUUGCAUAUGAUGCAUUCAAAAUACGUAUUGGAUAUUACGCGAAUAACCAAAACCGUUGCACACAGGCAGAUUCAGGUAUUGGAUUUGGUAUUACUUACACUGCUUGUUACAUAACAUCUCACAUUACAUGUGGUAAUAUUGCGCAGUGUGGUCAGAAUGAUAAUGGCCAUAAACUGACUGCGGCAUUUGGAUACAUUUUAGUUCAGUAAGUGAAUACAGUGUAUAUAUAAAGUAGAUUUAGAACAGUACACAUUUGUGACAACGCGUAAAGCUACCUAAACAUAUAACUUGCUUGCAAUGUGACUGUGUAGAGGUACACAGGCCAACCAAAUUAGUUGACUGCAAGACAGCAUUUUAUCAAAAGAACUAAUCAUGCAUGCUUAUUACUGAAUCUUGUGAUGUUUAAAUAUUAAUAAACCAAAGACAUAAAAUUUGUGCGUCUUUAUGUAUUUUCAACAUCAUGAGAAGGUCUUUGAAUUUCAUCGCCACCGACCCUUCUUUUUAACCGUGUUCAAUUUCUAUGUGGAAUUAUGAUUAUAUUGCAAAAUAGUGUCUUACAAAGCAUUCACUAAAUAGGAUACAAAUGUGUGUAUAUGUACAGUCAUGUAUAUUUAGAAAUCUGUUACCAUAAUAGAUGUGAGCGCACAACCGUAACUUUGGUAAAACUUUUUGUUAAAACUGCAUACAGAUAUGGCAAAGCUAGACAAGGCAGAUGGUUAUUUAAUGAUUCGCCCAACUCAUUAUUAAUAGCUACGUGAUGACCGUGAUAUAACUAGUUACUUUGAGCUAGGGAUCUACAUAAACCUUUAACAUGCAGAUGCUCAUGUUAUAUAUCAUUUUAGUCAAUUUACUUGAUUCUGAUUGGUUAAAAAAUGUGCCGACUAAGAGCCCGCGCGCAUUCCGCACGUUCAAGUGGGUUAUCUUUUCAUGUCACGCAAUCACGAAACCUAAUCCAAUCCCUAACCCUAACCUCCUAACCGAUCAUAUUUCGUGACUGCGUGACAUGAAAAUAUAACCCUCACGGGAGUGCAGAAAUUUAAACAGAUAUAAUCUAAAUAAACAACGUAAAAUUGAAUAUUUGUAUUUUAUGAGCUCUUUUUAUAAACUUAGCUGAGUUAGCUGUUAUGAAAAAAGACAGAGGUGUUUAUUAUAAAUUAUUCACACUUUUUACAUAUAUGAACUGAAACUUAAUGUCAAAAAUUACGCUUAAAAUUUAUCACAAUGGCGCGUGCUGCUUUGAUCACUGGAAUACAUAUUUUUAAAAUAUAAUGUUUCUUGUCAUUGAGUAUACCUGUAAAAUUGACUAAAAUACUAUGGCUUGUUCUCGAAGUAUUAAUGAAAAAUAACACUAGCGUUUGGCGAAAUAGUUAGUUCGCCAAACACGCGUGCGACUUUUCAUUAAUACUUCAAGAACGGUGUAAUUUCAUAUAUUAAUAAACGCGCACAGUUCUCAAGGUUUUAGCAAAUAAAAUAAUGAAAUAAUAUGGCAAAUAAUUUAAUAUCAGAACAACGAAUUAAGUUACGUAUUAUGGAUAAAUUAUACAAUGGGCUAAUUACGUAUUCUGUUUACUCUGCCCGGCAAAGCAAGACAAACGUUCGCUAAUUUCUCAUCCAAUUUUCAUCCAAAUUUCACCAAAAUUCAAUCAAUUUGUCCUUGGCCAAUGUCCAUUAAUGGCACAAAUUUUCGUAUUAGUACGUUUGAUAUUUUUGAGUUACAAACAUGGAUGAAUACAUGAUGCAAUUAUUUCAAAGAAAUCAUAAUUAAUCAUUUACAUAUAACAUGAUUAGUUGCUAUGGCUGGCUUCAUCACCCAUGAUAACAUAUCAACUGAACGCCUAGUCUAAGAAUCAUUUGGCAAUUGAUUUAGACAAAACAUGCUUCUACUUAAAAUGAUACUAGCUUACGUUCAGUUUUUUGCUUUCAUCUGAUAUGGUGUUACUAUGAAACAUGCUAUAUUUAAAAGAAAAACUGGAAAGUAUUUACCAGAUAGUGUGAUCACAACGAAACAUGCAGAAAGUGAAAGAGAGUGUUCCAUGCAUUGUACAAGGCUCGACGCUUGCUUGUCAGUGAAUUACAAAGCUGGAGGAGUGGAUCAAGGUGUAUGUCAACUCAACAACAGUACAACCUCAGAUAGUCUUGGACUGGUCUCCAAUGAUAAAUUUGUGCAUCUUACCCUUUUAAAGGGGGUAAGAUAUUUCUUUAUGAUAUCACAAACGUAUGUGUUCAGUGUAUGUAAUUUUCUAGUAUACGUUAACGUGGUUUAUAUCUGAACUAUAUCUGAAAAGGAAUAAAUCCUAGAUCGAGAAGGCACAGAGCACAGCCACAAUGGAAGGGUCGUUAGAGGCUAAACCCAACAACAUUCCCUGUGGGAUGAAACCGCAGUCCCAUGCAGAAAAAAAAUUUCGGCAGAUCAUUGACUAGCAUGCAAGAACCAACGAUCGCAUGCAAAGGUAGUUUGCGCCACCGAAACGAUUCCUUGCUUCCUGUUUCCACAACAUUGUGUGCAAAGAUUUUUCAUACAAUUCAAAACGACCUUAAUUAAUUAAAGUCCUACAUUCAAAUAGACUUUCAAGGAUUUCAGAGAUCACUUAAGCAAACAGGACGGGAACGCGACGACGACGGCUAUUCACACAAUGAUAUUCCUGAUCUCGUACAAAAGAAAAAAGCCCCACGGGAGUUAGAGACGUUGUGUUAGGGCUUUUUACAACGGCAAAACAGAGACUGUUUGUACAACGCAAACAUGUCAAGACGCGACAAGUGAAACUACAAAAUUACAAAUUUGCUCAGCAGAAGAGUUUAUAACCAUAAAGUCUUUGUUUUAAUCUCUUCAAACUUAACUCAAUCCAUAUAUACAUGAAGUGCAUAAUACACAACAACUCUUCGUCUCAAUAAUUUAUUUGAAGAACUUUGUUUUGGCUGUAUCUUAUACUGUCUGCACACACGCGGCCUAAUGAAAUAUUAUACAAAUAACGAAUGUUUCUUCGUGCAAUGGUAAGAAUAUUUUCAUGAGGUGAAAGAUGGAAUUUUCCAUUCGACGAGGCGACAGCCGAGUUGAAUGGGCCAUUCCAUCUUUCACCGAAUGAAAAUAUUCUUACCAUUGCACGAAUAAAAACAUUCAUUAUUUGUUUUAUAUAAUACCAAAAUAGACUAAUAUUAAAAGGUUUACUGUAAGCUCCCGCCAUUUUGACGAGUCGUAUUUGCAUUAAAUCCCAUUUACUGAGUUUCGAAUGUCGGGUUAAAAUAAACUACUCCAUUGCACUCUUAUAGGAAAUGGAAUUUUCUAUUCAAUAUCACGUGACCAUAAACAGCCAAUUAAACGAUCAGAAUUCAAUACGGUAUUAUAUAAAAAGUUAUAUUAAGAAAUAUAUUAGUUGAUUAGCUACCGUGUUAAAAAAAUGUUUUAAUAAUAAUAAUUAUUAUAAAUAAUACUAUAAUCGAAACGAAAUCGUCCCGGUUUGAAUGCGUUCCGGUCUCGUGUAAACGGGGCAUAAGAUAAAUACAAGGUCGCGCUGUUUCAUAAUUGGCUCCAGCUAUUCUUGCUGCACGGUUCUGCAUGGAAACGCUGGAGCUUGUCUUUCCAUAAGGGAGGGCAAUAGUCGGUCUGCUAUAUGUGUUAUAUUAUUAAAUCUAUAUCUUACUGAGGCUGUUUGAAAGGUAUAUUAUUAGGAACAAAGGCUUAAUAAUUCGUUUUAGGAUUCCUAUACCUGCCUCAACUUUUUUACACAUACCAUUUCGAUACGACUAUGCUAUGCAAGUAUAAGCAUUUCAUUAAGCUCGACUCAGAGUCAUUUAAUCGAUUUAUAUAACACGACGAAUUCGUUAAUUGUUGAUCAUAACAGGGUGAUCACAAUCUAUACCUUGGUAAAACUGUGAGAAGACCCAAAAAACAUGACUUUAGUUUUAGUAUAGGACGAGUUUGUAACUUAUUUCUUUUUACUGACCAUGCACUUAUAUAUUUUUUUAAUCCCUAUUAGAUUAUCGGUAAGUUCAGUAACAUGAGAGGACGAGGAAAUUUCAGUAUCGUCUGCAUAUAAGCAAGGAUCUGUAUUAUCUAUAAUUCGUAAAAUAAUGUUCCUUUUUAAACAUCUAUGAAUGUUCAUUGUAUUCUAUUUAGAGUAAAGAUAAGACGAAAGACAUUUCCAGAAAAAACAACUGCAAAGAAUUACUUGACGAUGACAGGUAAUCUAUUAAAACAAUUUAUAUACCAAAUUGAAACAGAUCGAUGGAAAUAUAGUAACUUAAUUUAUACGGCAUCAUUUCCCGUAGCUGACAAGAUUUCCCCAGAUAUAUAUAGUUCAUAAUUACCCUUUUUCGACACACCCUGUAUAUCAACCAGAUCUCUGACGCGAACUAAACAUUAUUUUACAGCUCCCUACAAAACGGCAUCUACUAUCUACAAGCAAAACCUUGCGCAGACAAAUAUCCAGUUUAUUGUCACAUGACUGAGAUACCCAGUUGUGGGCCAGGAGGCUGGACACUAGUGAUGAAAAUAAACGGAGAUUUGGUAAGAGAUGUAACGAAUUUUUGGUUCGUCGUUGCCAUGCACAUUGCAUAUUGCAAAGUUGUGUUAUUUUACACACUUGUUAGCAAGAACGUACAUUCCUUACAAAACAUACAAUCACCGACGAUGCACUGUCAUUUUUUGUCAUAAUACAGGACGAAGGCGUGUCGAUUUUAAAAACAAUUCUGCUCGGUUCCGUUAACAGUUGAUAUAUCACAUUAUUUCCUGAGUUGUAAGCAAAUACGGUUCAUAUAAAGAAACUAGUUUAAUUAAAUACUAGAAAAUACAUGUAUGCAGAAACCCUCGCCUUGCUGACAAAACCAUUGUAUUUUCCGAACAUGAAGUAUCCAAACUUGUUGUCAUGGUAACACGAUAAUUUUUUAAGAAUAUUCUAGCUUACAAAUGAAAAAUCGCCUAAAUUACAAAAUUAUCAAUUUCCCAACAUAUAUAUGUUAGGUAUGUUAUUAUACGUUAUAUAAGCUUCAAUUUUAAGGUAAAAUUCAACCACAAAAGCUUCGCAAAACGUUUUAAAAUGUUCUUUAUAAAACUUAUAAAACUAUUAAAACUGCCUUUAAUUAUUAAAAUGGCUUUAUCGAUAAACUUUGAGUUUGCAAUAAAAUGUUUUCAAAUUCUCGCAUGCAAAUAACUUAGCUUUCUUUUUUAUUUAUUUAUUUAAAAAAUUCAAUAUAGGCCUAAUAAAAAAGGAAUCAAUUAAUAUUAUUAAUACACUGAAAUUAUAUGCUGUCUUGUUUAGUUGUUUCAUAUACGCAAAGCCAAAGGGCCAAAGCGGCCGUCGGGUUUUAAAGCAAUUAUAAAAUCAAUAUUUAAAACAAACUUACCUUCGUUCACGUCGGCUCCCUUCUUUUAGCCGAUUUUUUCGCCCUUUCUUUCCUGAAAUUUACAAAAUCUUGCAAAAAUGCGAGCAAAAAUUAAAUAUAUUUGCAAGAAAUUUAUCAAUCAUCAAAUCAAGAAAUGUUUGCUAUUUUGCUGUCGUCAUACAGUCGACAUGCAGUCGUUAUGAUGCAAACUUUAAAUUGGACCAAUCAGUGUCCCCUAUUCAUGACAGUCCGCUAUAUUUUUGAAAUCAGUGAGGAUGACCACCCACGAACCACCGAACCACUCACGGUAACCCACGCCCGCGCUCAUUGAUGAACUUUAGACUUGGCUAAUGCUUUCGUUUCCCCGGGUGUAAAUAGCCGGGGGGAAUUAGUACCCUCGCACGGCGCUUGGCGCCGUCGGCUCGGGGACAAGUUUUGAAUCAAUUAAUACUAAAUGAGCUUCGAAACACGUUCAAGUCAACAUGAGAAUUUAAAUCGUUUAAAAAAAAGUCGAAAACUAAAUAAAUAUGCAGUCAAAACAAAACUUUUAUGUAAAAUAUCUAGUCAAGUAAUCCUUCAACCAUACUGUUCUAAAACCGUUUAUGAUUCACUUUAAGUUUAAUUAAAACAAGACAAUAAAAAAAUUAAAGAGAAGAAUAAUACAAUUAUACAGUAUAGUAUACAAAUAAUGAAUGUUUAUUCGUGCAAUGGUAAGAAUUAAUAUUUUCAUUCGGUGAAAGAUGGAAUGUUCUAUUCAAAGAGGCGACAGCCGAGUUGAAUGGAACAUUCCAUCUUUCACCGAAUGAAAAUAUUGAAUUUCUUACCAUUGCACGAAUAAACAUUCAUACCAAAAUAGACUAAUAGAUUCCUAUGAGAAGCAUUUUGACGGAUGUGAUUUAUCGAAAACACAAAGAGUGCAACGGAAUAAAACGUAUAGUAUACAAUUGCACUCGCAAAGAUUGCAAUGGAACGUAUUCCAUUGCACUCUUGGGAAAUGGAAUUUUCUAUUCAAUAUCACUUGAGCAUAAACAGCCAAUUAAACGAUCAGAAUUCAAUAAGCUAGGUAUUAUACAGUAUAAUACUUUUUGUUUGUGGAAACAAAUUUAUUGCUGCAUUUAUUACUGCUAUUUAUCAUUGCAGUAAUAAAUUUGCGUGGUGUUUCCACAAACAAAAUGUAUUUUAUGUUUUAUCGCCAUGCAAACCUACAAAGAACUUAGUGAUACACAAUUGCUGUAGUUAUAAUGGCUAUAACUUACCGUAUUUACUCGUUUGAGCACCGCCCCCGAUUGAGCGCCGCACCCGAAUGAGCGCCGCAUUUGAGAUCGAAUUUUUUUAAAGAGCGCCGCACUGAACAGUGCAAAAACUUUCCACCGUCAAAAUGGGCACAUUUAGUGACAAAAACAUUUAAAACUUGUUUAUUUUAUUGUUAAAAGUUCUUCUUAUAAUUCAGAAAUAAAAGUUUUUUUAAAGAGCGCCGCCCCCAAUUGAGCGCCGCCCCCGAAUGAGCGCCGCAUCUGAAGCUCUGAAAAUUUAAAGAGGGCCGCGGCGCUCAAACGAGUAAAUACGGUAUAGGAUUGGAUUAUAAAACGAUUACACCAUUCGCUCUCGUGGUAUACGCGGCUAUCACAUACCGUUUUAUCACAAACGAUUUAGUCAAUCACUAAUCUGAAACAUUUGUUCAAAUCAUAUCUUAUACAACAUCGUUCUUUUAAGACCACGUUCAACUACAAUUCAUCUUUGUGGACGAACAAGGAAAGUUAUGCAGUUGAAGAUGGACUUGAAGGACUAACAGAGAAAGAAAGUAAACUGGCCUCUUAUUGGAACAGUCCUUUCAAGAAAAUAUGUCUUGGUAUGACCGUCAAUGGUGACAGAAAAUGGAUGAUGUUAGAUUACAAAGCAAGUUCGCUGUACAGUGUGAUCGCAGACGGACAAUACCGAAGCACAACCGCAGGACGACAUGCGUGGAAGUCUAUGAUCGUGGGCUCGUCUUUACAAGCAAAGUGCAAUAAAGAGGGAUUCAGUAUCUUUUACCAAAACCAAAUUAGAAUGCGCAUUGGUUACUUGGCUAACAACGAGAAUAGCUGUACACACUCCGAUUCAUGCAUUGGGUUUGGUAUUUCUUACAAAGCAUGCUACCAGACAGAAAUUGAUAUAACAUGUGGUAAUAUUGUCAUGUGUACAGGUAACGAUAGACUGACUGCGGCAUUUGGAUACAUUUUAGUUCAGUAACAGUGCAGACACUCAGUAGAACUGGAAAUUUUUUUGACAUUACGUAUAUAGAACGUUUGUCAAACACAUACAUAAAACUUGUAACCAAUAUGUAACUCGCGAAAUUAUUCAGCGCGCUGUGUAUAGUUUCUUUAUAAUAGCAGUAAACUGACUAUAUAUAUACUAUAGUGUAGCCUACUUAUAUAUACUAUAUAUAUAUAUAUAUACUAUAUAUAUAUAUAUAUAUAUAUAUAUAUAUAUAUAUAAUAUUUAUAUAUAGUAUAUAUAAUAUAUACACUAUAGUAUAUAUAUACUAUAGUGUAUAUUUCAAGACUACUAUAUGCUAUAGAGUAUUUAUAAAAUAACCUUUUAAAAACACGGGCGUUGAUUAAUUGGUCAAAAUCUCAAAAAACCGUGUUUCUAUUUAACAAUUAGUCGCCGAAGGCGAGGUGAUUACAAGCCUAUAUUCACUGAGCCGAAGGCGAAGUGAAUAUAGGCUUGUAAUCACCGAGCCUGAGGCGACUAAUUGUUUUAGUAUAAAUUUCCAGGUGUUUACAAAUAAUAACCCACACAACUUUAUAAAAAUUCACUUCAAAUAAAUUUAUUUUCACUAUAAAUGUUUGUUUACAAAAUUAAAUCUCAGACACGGCUCUGUGUCGCGUUGCGACUAAGCCAGUUUUUUUCCAAAUAAAAGCACGUAAAGUUUAAUAUUUUACCUUGAAAUAUUUUUAAUAUAUAUAUAUAUAUAUAUAUAUAUAUAUAUAUAUAUAUAUAUAUAUAUAUAUAUAUAUAUAUAUAUAUAUAUAUAUAUAUAUAUAUAUAUAUAUAUAUAUAUAUAUAUAUAUAUAUAUAUAUAUAUAUAAAUUCAGUCAAGGUUUGAAUGUUUGCGUCGCUACUCUGAGUUUCACGCUUUACGCGAUCAUCAGGCAACUGACAGAUAUUAUUCAAUAUUCAUAAUAAAUAUAGGUUAUCAUUUUACAACUUGAUUAAGCAGGUAUCUGGUUACAUGUCCACAUUUGGAAAACAAGUCAGAGCGUUUGUUCAGGCAUUCAGUUUUCUUCGCUUUCAUAAUAAGUAGUUUCUCCUCGAGGCAUAAAUUACACCGUUUAGAUCCUGGUUUGUAUGCUUUGACUUUCUUCAGUUUCCACUAGACGUACUUGGACAGUUCGGUGUUGCUCUUGUAUUCCUCAUGUCGGAAAGACUUAGUGUGAUUGCGGUAUCUUGUUUUGAAAUCGCCCGCCGUCAUGCCAAUGUAUAUUUUCUUUUCCUGGUUGUUGGCAGUGCUGGUUGUCACUUCGGCUUUGUAUACGAUGCUCUCAGUAAGACAUUUUUUACCAAGUGGACAGUUGGCGGGGUUUUGGCAGUUGCAUGCACAUUGGCGUGUCGUUUUUUGUAGGUGUUGGUAUUACCGUUG
Paramuricea clavata is the source of this 21586-nucleotide messenger RNA. NCBI's taxonomy places the organism in Eukaryota, Metazoa, Cnidaria, Anthozoa, Malacalcyonacea, Plexauridae. The record is from the annotation of a GenBank genome assembly.